AUGCCGAGUGAUAUUCUCACUCACGUCUUGCACACCAUCCCGUUCCGCAACUUCGAGCCUAUCCCCGACGUGCCAGCAUUGGAUCUAGACACCCUUUCAUCUCUCAACCAGUACGGCAAAGCUGUCUACCUGACCGCCAUUGAGAAUGUCACCAGCAACCCAGACUGGUUUCUGGGCGAAACACCAGACGCAGCAGGGGCCCUCCAUAACUCUACUGCCUGUGCCGUGGUGGUGAUUGAGAAGGCCGAACAAGAAGUUGAUGCGUUUUACUUCUACUUCUACUCCUUCAAUGAAGGCGCAGACAUCACCCAAGUGCUGCCUCCCUUGAACAGGAUCUUCCCAGAUGGUAGACCCGGGGAUCAUUUCGGAGACCACGUGGGUGACUGGGAGCACAACAUGAUCCGAUUCAAGAACGGCAAGCCAACGGGCAUCUACUUUAGUCAACACGGCAGUGGCCAGGCCUGCAAAUGGGAUGACGGAAGUUGCGUGUCUAAAGACGGUGAUAGACCGGUCGUUUUCAGCGCCAGAGGCUCGCAUGCAAACUAUCCUACUGAAGGGAACCAUACACACGACGAGGCCCUUGUAGACAUUGCGGACAAAGGUCGCCGCUGGGAUCCUAUUCCAUUGGCUUACUUCUACAAGUACGAUCCUGCAACAGACGUCCUCACCCCAGCAGAUCCGGGCACCUAUCCGACCGACUGGUUCCAUUUCGAGGGCGCGUGGGGCGACAAGAAAUACAAGGAUUCCGACCCUCGCCAGAAGACCGUCCCUUACUUUGGGCUGAAGAAGUAUGAUAACGGGCCUACAGGACCGAAGUUCAAGCAUCUUGUCCGGAAAGGACUGGUGCCAGAUGAGCCCCCGGAGAGGAAUCUGAUGAAGGCUCUCGUUGGCUUCUACCUGUCUCUGUAUGGGUGCUGCCUCCAUGGACACAACCCGUGGGUAGUCGUCGUCUUCACCAUCGUUGUCUUGGCGGCGAUUAUCUUUUUGGCAGCGUUCACAUUCAGGAAAGGCUGUCUAUUCCUGAGGAGGCGGCUCCGCCAAAGACGAGCCGAAAAGGGAACGGCCGAGUUAAAUGUGCCCUUGUUAGACCUUGAGAGGGCUGAAGAUGAAUCGUAG
This is a messenger RNA of Capronia epimyces CBS 606.96, 1116 nucleotides long. RefSeq lists its product as uncharacterized. The coding region runs from base 1 to 1116 and encodes 371 amino acids. The record is from RefSeq and is a predicted model, not a curated record. Lineage: Eukaryota; Fungi; Ascomycota; Eurotiomycetes; Chaetothyriales; Herpotrichiellaceae. The transcript is spliced from 4 exons.